AUGAAAAACCAUAGGACUGAGAAUACUUUAAAAUUUUAAAAAAGUUAGAGAAUAAAGGAUAUUUAAUUAUUAGAUAAAAAAUAAAUUGAGAAUGAACUUUAAAAACAUUAGAUAAAUUAAUUAAAUAAAAUUGAAGAACUAGGAUAAUAAGAAAUUAGCUUUAUUUUAUUUUAUUUGAAUGAACUUGCAUAGAAGCUCAAGGAGUAAAAUGUUAAUUAAUCUGAUAAUAUAAAUGAAAAUGACUAGAAAAAAUAGUAAAAUUAAGCUGAUGUAAAUAAUAUUCAAAAGAAAAAGUUAAAAGCAGUACAAAAAAAAAGUGAUUCUCAUGCUUCAAACAUAGUAGAGAAAGUGUUAAAAAAAUAUUAAUAGGAUUAAAUCUUAGAUUAUAAUAAAAUUAAGGAUCACUAUUAGGAUGUUGUUGUGUAAAAAGGGGAAACUCUUGAAUUUAAUGAAGAACCAAUAAGUAAUUCAAAUGAGUUAUCUGAUGUUCAAUUUGCCAUAAUGAAUAAGGAUUCUUAAAAUAUACAUGUUUUUCCUAAAACUCAACUAAAAGCAGUUAUGGAAAUAAUGAAGCAAAAAAAAGAGAGCAAAAAAGAUUGUAAAAAAGAGAUAGUACAACCAUAGACAAAAUAAUAAAAACCUUAAGAAGGACAGCAUGGUGGAAAAUAAAAAUAAAUAUCAAAAUAAAAGGAUAAUAUACCAAAGCAAGCUUAAUAAUAAUAAUAAAUUAACCAACCUACAAUGUUUUCAUAAGCAUAUGAAUCUUAGAUUAGUUAAUAAUAGAACAUGCUUUAAUAAUUGCAAUAGUAAUAAUUCCAAUAAUACUAAUAAUAAUAAUAACAAUAAUUAUAGUAAUAAUAAUAAUAAUAGUAAUAAUAAUAAUAGCAAUAGUAAUAAUAAUUAUAAUAAUAACAAUAACAAUAAUAGUAAUAACAACAAUAAUAAUAAUAGCAAUAACAGCCUUUCUAUCAACUUCUAUAUCCAAAUCUUUUAUAUCCUUAAAUGCAAAUGACUUAAAUGCCUAUCAUGGGACAAUUACCGGGAUAAAUGAUGGGACCAAUGUAAGGAUUAAAUGAUGAUACAAAUGCCAUAACAAAUGAUGGGAUAGGUGCCAGGAUAAAUGCAGGGAUAAAUACCAGGUUAAAAUAUGCAAAUAAUCUAAACACUUCCAGGGUAAAUGUAAUAAAUAGUUUAACCUAUGAAUUAAUAAAUGGCAGAGUAAUUUCAAAGUAUGAUUUCCCAUAACCCUUAAAAUAAUUAGCAAUAAAAACAAAUGUAAGCUGA
Molecule: messenger RNA, 1284 nt
Organism: Paramecium tetraurelia
Lineage: Eukaryota; Ciliophora; Oligohymenophorea; Peniculida; Parameciidae
Exons: 2
Source: RefSeq, a predicted model, not a curated record